Messenger RNA from Propithecus coquereli (Coquerel's sifaka), 810 nucleotides. Its product is annotated as phospholipid scramblase 2-like. Gene Ontology annotation, cellular component: plasma membrane. Lineage: Eukaryota; Metazoa; Chordata; Mammalia; Primates; Indriidae. Gene Ontology annotation, molecular function: phospholipid scramblase activity. The transcript has 6 exons. Bases 1 to 810 code for a protein of 269 amino acids. The record is from RefSeq and is a predicted model, not a curated record. Gene Ontology annotation, biological process: plasma membrane phospholipid scrambling.
AUGUUCAGCACUUCUAAAAACUUUUUGCAAAUUAUUUUACCUAUUGCUAUUUCAGGACCCCCAGGACAUACUGGAUACCCUGAGCUCCAGGCUGGCUACCCAGACCCACCAGCUGACUAUUUACAUGCUGGCCCAGUUGGCUUCCCUGUUCAGAACCAGCCAAUAUAUACUCAGCCAGGUGGACCUGCAGUGGUACCGUGGAUGCCAGCACCACGACCUCCAUUAAACUGUCCACCCGGAUUGGAAUAUUUAAGUCAGCUAGAUCUGAUACUGAUUCAUCAGAAAAUUGAACUUGCAGAAGUCCUACUCGGUUUUGAAAGCAAUAACAUGUAUGAAAUCAAGAACAGGUUUGGACAGAGGAUUUACAUUGCAGCAGAAGAUACUAAUUUUUGCAACCGAAAUUGCUGUGGGCCAUCUAGAUCUUUUACCUUGAAUGUUUCUGAUAAUAUGGGUCGAGAAGUCAUAACUCUGGAGAGACCACUAAGAUGUUCCAGCUGUUGUUGUCCCUGCUGCCUUCAGGAGCUAGAAAUCCAAGUUCCUCCUGGUGUACCAGUAGGUUAUGUUACUCAGAUCUGGCAUCCAUAUCUGCCAAAGUUUACAAUUCAAAAUGAGAAAAGAGAGGAUUUACUAAAAAUUACUGGUCCAUGUGUUGUGUGCACCUGUACUGCAGAUAUUGAUUUUAAGUUUCCUAGAGACCUUGAUAUUAAAAUGAAAGCAGUGAUGCUUGGUGCUUGUUUUCUUAUUGUAAGUCUAUUCUUGCUAACCUUGGUCAUAGAUGAUUUCUCUAAUAUCAUUCUGAAAUAUCAGUAA